GCCUAACGCCACAAUCGAUAUCAGCAUAGCGCUGUCCAUCAAAGCGGGAUGGUUCUCUCAUUCAUAAUAGUCCAGAACCGACAGGGCAAAACACGCCUUGCAAAGUGGUAUGCGCCGUACAGUGAUGAGGAGAAAGUGAAGCUUAAGGGCGAGGUUCAUCGCCUAGUAGCACCAAGAGAUCAGAAGUAUCAAUCCAACUUUGUCGAGUUUAAACGGAGUACAAAGAUCGUCUACCGGAGAUAUGCUGGACUGUUCUUCUGCGCCUGUGUGGACGCUACCGAUAAUGAAUUAGCGUACCUCGAAGCUCUUCAUUUCUUUGUCGAGGUGUUGGAUCAGUUUUUUGGGAAUGUGUGCGAACUUGAUUUGGUGUUCAAUUUCUACAAGGUGUACGCGAUCCUAGACGAAGUGUUUUUGGCCGGUGAAAUUGAAGAGACGAGUAAGCAGGUUGUAUUGACAAGAUUGGAGCAUUUGGACAAGCUGGAGUGAGGGAGCUCUCGGUUUUGUUUUCUGGCGGUGGAUGGGAUCGAACCUGUUCUGGACAUUAUAGCAUUGAAUUGGUCACAGGAUGGCCAUACGGAGUUACGGGUUUGAAGGAUUAACAUAUAUCAGGGCGCUGUGCUUGAGACUAUUGCCAUCCAUGUUGGUAGAGGAUUCUAUGAUGACUUUGUUUAUUUAAUUCCAGCGACAAUACCCUAUGGAAA
Messenger RNA from Aspergillus alliaceus, 701 nucleotides. Its product is annotated as AP-2 complex subunit sigma. The transcript has 5 exons. The record is from RefSeq and is a predicted model, not a curated record. Gene Ontology annotation, cellular component: intracellular membrane-bounded organelle; AP-2 adaptor complex. Lineage: Eukaryota; Fungi; Ascomycota; Eurotiomycetes; Eurotiales; Aspergillaceae. Gene Ontology annotation, molecular function: clathrin-cargo adaptor activity. Gene Ontology annotation, biological process: protein transport; clathrin-dependent endocytosis. The coding region runs from base 49 to 486 and encodes 145 amino acids.